Striga hermonthica is the source of this 4092-nucleotide messenger RNA. Lineage: Eukaryota; Viridiplantae; Streptophyta; Magnoliopsida; Lamiales; Orobanchaceae. The record is from the annotation of a GenBank genome assembly.
AUGGACGCGGGUGAUCUUUAUAAAGCUAGCAAUAGCUUACGAGCGAGCGGUCGAAGCAGCACGAGUUACAGAGCAAACAGCUCGAACAUAUGGAGAAACACGGGCAUGGAAGCGUUUUCGCGUUCCGCUCGUGAGGAAGACGACGAGGAAGCCCUCAAAUGGGCCGCCCUCGAAAAGCUCCCGACUUUCGACCGUCUCAGGAAAGGGCUUCUGCUCGGAUCGAAGGGCGCGAACGAAGUCGACGUUUUCAGUCUCGAGUUUCAGGACAAGAGGAAUUUAGUGAACAGGCUGGUUAAUGUUGUGGAGGAUGAUAAUGAGAAGUUCUUGUUAAAGCUAAGAAACAGAAUUGACAGAGUCGGCAUCGAUAUGCCGACAAUCGAAGUGAGAUACGAGAACUUGAACAUUGAUGCAGAAGCCUAUAGUGCAGGCAGGGCUCUUCCUACUUUUGUUUUGGGAAGGGUGACUUACAACGGACAUGGAUUGGAUGAGUUUGUGCCCCAAAGAACAGCAGCAUACAUUAGCCAAAAUGAUUUGCAUAUUGGUGAAAUGACUGUGAGAGAGACUUUAGCGUAUUCUGCUCGGUUCCAAGGUGUCGGCUCGCGCUACGAGAUGCUGACCGAACUGUCGAGGAGAGAGAAAGCAGCGAAUAUCAAACCGGAUCCCGAUAUUGAUAUCUUCAUGAAGGCAGCAGCCACCGAAGGAGAUGCAGCGAAUGUGGUCACGGAUUAUGUCCUUAAAGUUCUGGGACUCGAUGUUUGCGCCGACACUUUGGUUGGAGAUGAAAUGAUAAGGGGAAUUUCGGGAGGACAGAAAAAGCGUGUCACGACAGGAGAAAUGAUUGUUGGGCCAUCAAAGGCACUUUUCAUGGACGAGAUAUCGACCGGACUCGAUAGCUCGACAACUUACCAAAUCGUGAACAUGCUUAAACAAUAUGUCCAUAUCAUGAAAGGGACUGCCUUCAUCUCCCUCUUGCAACCGGCACCGGAGACCUACGAUUUGUUUGACGAUAUUGUCCUUUUGUCUGAUGGACAGAUUGUUUAUCAAGGCCCUCGAGAGCACGUUCUUGGCUUUUUCGAGUCUAUGGGCUUCAAAUGCCCAGAAAGAAAAGGAGUAGCUGACUUCUUGCAAGAAGUCACGUCGAAGAAAGACCAGCAACAAUACUGGGCACGUACACAUGAGCCUUACCGGUUUGUUAAAGUCGGUGAAUUCGCAACGGCUUUUCAGUCAUAUGCACUCGGCCAAAAAGUUUCUGAAGAACUCUCUGUCCCGUUUGAUAAGACCAAAAGCCAUCCUGCUGCAUUGACAACUCAAAAGUACGGUCUCGGAAAGAAAGAGUUCCUCAAAGCCUGUGCCGAAAGGGAAAUCUUGUUGAUGAAGAGAAACUCAUUUGUCUAUUUCUUCAAGAUUUUUCAGCUUACUAUAAUGUCGAUUUUCGCCAUGACGGUCUUUUUCCGAACCGAAAUGAGCAAAAACACCAUAGGAGAUGGAGGCAUUUUUACCGGCGCUCUAUUUUUCGCUGUUAUUAUGGUCAUGUUCAACGGGAUGUCAGAGCUUUCAAUGACGAUUUACAAACUUCCCGUUUUCUACAAGCAACGGGAUAUGUUCUUUUUCCCGGCUUGGGCUUACGGGCUCCCGUCUUGGCUACUCAAAAUACCAGUUACCUUCAUUGAAGUGGCUAUAUGGACUUUCCUCACAUAUUAUGUGAUCGGGUUUGAUCCGAACGUAUCAAGAUUUGCUAUGCAGUACCUUCUGCUUUUAUUCGUGCACCAGAUGGCUUUAUCACUGUUUAGGUUUAUCGGGGCAGCUACUCGGAACAUGAUCGUUGCAAACACAUUCGGCUUGUUUGCUAUGUUGUUGCUAUUCGCGUUGGGUGGCUUUGUUCUCUCACGAGAGGAUGUAAGGGGGUGGUGGAUAUGGGGCUAUUGGGCCUCGCCGUUGAUGUAUGCGCAAAACGCGAUUCUCGUGAAUGAAUUCAGAGGGCACAGUUGGAGCAGAUUGAUAAACGGAACCGAACUGGGAGUGCUUGUUAUGAGGUCACGAGGGUUCUUUCCUGAUUCAUACUGGUACUGGCUGGGACUUGGGGCAACUGUCGGAUUCGUGUUCUUGUUCAACAUCUUCUACAUUAUUUGUCUAACAGUCCUUGGCCCUUUUGAGAAGCCUCAGGCAGUACUACCGGCAGCCUCCGAAGAUGAUGACAGCAAAAACAGAUCAUCGUCUGGACCAUCCACAGACUCCAUUGAAGGCAAUGAGAACAAGAAAAGAGGAAUGGUGCUUCCUUUCGAGCCACAUUCCAUCACGUUCGACAACAUCAGAUACUCAGUCGACAUGCCAGCGGAAAUGAAAGCUCAGGGAGUGAGUGAAGACAAACUGGAACUGUUGAAGGGAGUGAGCGGUGCAUUCAGGCCGGGCGUGCUCACGGCUUUGAUGGGAGUUAGUGGGGCUGGGAAGACUACUCUGAUGGACGUUUUGGCGGGAAGAAAAACGGGAGGAUACAUCGAGGGUGAUAUCACCAUCUCUGGGUACCCUAAAAACCAAUCUACCUUUGCUAGGAUUUCGGGAUAUUGUGAGCAAACUGAUAUCCAUUCCCCUAAUGUCACCGUUUAUGAGUCCCUCGUCUACUCGGCUUGGCUCAGGCUGCCUCGUGAUAUCGACUCCGAAACUAGAAAGAUGUUUGUUGAGGAAGUAAUGGAGCUGGUGGAGCUUGGCCCGUUGAGGGGAGCACUGGUGGGGCUUCCGGGUGUGAAUGGGCUCUCAACCGAGCAGCGGAAGAGGCUCACAAUAGCGGUCGAGCUCGUGGCAAACCCUUCAAUCAUAUUCAUGGAUGAACCGACCUCUGGACUAGAUGCCAGGGCUGCUGCCAUUGUCAUGAGAACUGUUCGGAACACGGUCAACACAGGGAGGACUGUGGUCUGCACUAUCCACCAGCCGAGCAUUGACAUUUUCGAGGCGUUUGAUGAGUUGUUUCUGAUGAAGCGGGGAGGACAGGAGAUAUACGUGGGGCCACUGGGCCGCCACUCGACUCAUCUGAUCAACUACUUUGAGGGAAUCGAAGGGGUGGCGAAGAUUAAGGAUGGUUACAAUCCGGCUACAUGGAUGCUGGAAGUUACUACUUCAGCACAGGAGCUGUUCAUGGGGUUGGACUUUACUGAACACUACAAGAAAUCAGACUUGUACAUGAGAAACAAAGCUCUGAUCAAGGAAUUAAGCGUCCCCCGGCCUGGCACGAAAGAUCUUUAUUUCCCGACUAAAUAUUCACAAUCUUUCCUCGUCCAAUGCAUUGCUUGCUUGUGGAAACAACACUGGUCAUACUGGCGCAAUCCGCCUUACACGGCUGUCAGAUUCUUGUUCACUACCUUCAUCGCCCUUAUCUUCGGGACAAUGUUUUGGGAUCUUGGCCAGAGAUGGAACACCCAGCAAGAUUUAUUCAAUGCCAUGGGUUCAAUGUAUGCUGCUGUCAACUUCUUGGGUUUCCAAUAUGGUUCCACAGUACAGCCGGUUGUGGCCAUCGAGAGGACCGUCUUUUACAGGGAAAAAGCAGCCGGGAUGUAUUCUGCUCUACCCUAUGCAUUCUCACAGUUUCUGAUUGAGAUCCCGUACGUUUUCGUCCAAUCCAUCGUGUAUGCUGUCAUUGUGUACUCCAUGAUGGGUUUCGACUGGACAGCAGAGAAAUUCUUGUGGUUCAUCUAUUUCUUGUUCUUCUCGUUAUUGUACUUUGUCCUGUACGGCAUGAUGACUGUUGCCGUAACUCCUAACCACAAUGUUGCCACCAUCAUCUCGUCCUUCUUCUAUGCCUUCUGGAAUUUGUUCUGCGGGUUCAUCGUCCCACGACCGAGAAUCCCGGUGUGGUGGAGGUGGUACUAUUGGGCAACACCAAUGGCUUAUACACUCUACGGUUUCAUCAUCACACAAUACGGUGAGGUUAGAGACGUGAUGGAGGAUUCGGGUCAAUCGGUUGAGGAGUUCUUGAGGAACUACUUUGGGUUCAGACGAGACAUGCUCGGGGUGGUCGCCGGCGUGCUCCUCGGGUUUGUGGUCCUUUUCACCUUCAUAUUUGCCUACUCCAUCAAGACUUUCAACUUCCAGAGGAGAUGA